This is a messenger RNA of Nothobranchius furzeri (turquoise killifish), 5535 nucleotides long. RefSeq names its product sarcoglycan, beta (dystrophin-associated glycoprotein) (gene sgcb). Gene Ontology annotation, cellular component: sarcolemma; sarcoglycan complex. Gene Ontology annotation, biological process: muscle organ development. Lineage: Eukaryota; Metazoa; Chordata; Actinopteri; Cyprinodontiformes; Nothobranchiidae. The record is from RefSeq and is a predicted model, not a curated record.
AUAAAAUAUAAAACGUUCGCUUUACGUCCGAUUAUAAUUGUGUAUAUUAAUGUUUAUUAAUAUCUGAAUAUUUCCUGCCUUUGCAGGACUAAAAUCUCCGGUUUGUCCCCUCCACGGGUGAACAGUGGUACGCUCCCCACCGUCCAGCAGUCAGAGGAGGCAGGGUCAACAUGGCGUCUGAGCAGGAGAAUUCCAAUGGGCCCGUGAAGAAGUCCAUGCGAGAGAAGGCCAUUGAAAGACGCAACAUCAACAAGGAACACAACAGUAACUUCAAAGCUGGCUAUGUGCCCAUCGAAGAGGAGCGUCUCCAUAAAACAGGGCUGAGAGGACGCAAGGGAAACAUGGCUGUUUGCAUUAUCAUUCUCCUCUUUCUCUUUGCCCUAAUUAACCUCAUUAUUACGCUGGUUAUAUGGACAGUGAUCCGGAUCGGCCCGAGUGGUUGCGACAGCAUGGAGUUCCAUGAGAGUGGCCUGCUGCGCUUCAAGCAGAAAGCUGACAUGGGAAUCGUUCACCCUCUGCACAAGAGCACCGUAGGGGGCCGUAAAGACCAGGACCUGGUCAUUGUUGGAAACAACAAUCCGGUGGUGUUCCAGCAAGGAUCUACGAAGCUCAGUGUGGAGAAGGACAAGACCUCAGUCAUCAGUGAUGUUGGCUUAUCCUUCACGGACCCUCGGACACAGACCACGUUCUUCAGCACAGACUUUGAAAACCAUGAGUUCAAUUUGCCAAAAGGAGUCAAGGUCCUCAGUGUUAAAAAGGCCUCUACUGAAAGGAUCACCAGUAGUGCAGCAUCUGAUCUGAACAUCAAGGGAGACAGCAAGGCAGUCAUCCGUGGCAAUGAAGGAGUGAACAUCAUGGGCAGGACAGUAGAGUUCAAAAUGGGGGGAGACAUCGAGCUCAGGGCUGAAAACAGCAUUGUUCUCAAUGGAUCCGUCAUGUUUAACACCACACGCAUCCCAAACUCUGCAGGAGACGUGUUUUUCAAAGAAGGUCCGAAGAGGUACAAGCUGUGCAUGUGUGAAGAUGGGACUCUGUUCCGAGUGCUGGUGACAUUACCCAACAUGGGCUGCCAGACGUCAGACAACCCAUGCAGAAAAGCUCACUAGCUCUGCUGUUGCAUCCUCCUACAGUCUGACAACGCAGCUCUCAGACAAACCACGUCACAAAUGUGUGUAUUCUGGACUGGGUUUACAUGCAUUACGUUCAUAUAUCUAAUUGGUGAUACUCACUGAUCACUCCACAUACCCAGAUCAGAUGUUUGCCCAACACAAGUAGUGUUACAGCCAAAGACUUUAGUUGAGCUUGAGGACUUAUUGGUCUUAAGAUUUUCCAGCCUUCAUCUAAAAUGUGUGCAUUUUUGUUGCACAAGGCUGAAGAAUAAUUCACCUGUUGGUAGUGAUUAGAAGCUGCUGUUUUUAUUCUUUGCCUUAUAUCCAACUAAUCCACAACUCCUACAGAGACGUUGUACUAGACUUCAUUUGCUUUUUUAUUUACCUGGCAGCUGUAUUUGUAUCCAUAAUGUUAACUGACCCAAGUGAGGCACUACAUAAGUAAUUAUAAUGUCUGAUGCUUUCAAAUGAGCCAAUCUGGCAUACCCUGUAAUUUGUUAGCCAUACAGAAAUGCUGAAGCUGUUUUUUUUCUGUUAAUCUUGAACUGUAUAUUAUGCAUGUGCCAAUGGGUUUAAAGGGAUUAACUAUGGUUAAAAAUUUAAGAAAAAAUUUGCUUGGGGCACCACCUCCAACAUAAAGGGACAAUUCAUUUACAUCAAAGUGGUUUUAAAGAGUAACAAAACCCCAAAAUAACUAUUUUUUUGUUUUUGCUUAUGAACUGUAUAACUAUCUGAGUGCUGCCCCCUGUGGGUUGAACUGUGGCUACUGCAUUUUAAACUUGUGAUUGACUGGGGCUGGAACAUUUUCACUCAUCGGUACAGUCUCCUCCCGCUCCACCUCCCUCCCGAGAUGGAAAUUCCCCACACUUGGCCAUGCAAGUCCAUGCCUCCUGGCAACGCCCACUUUAAUAGAGAGACUGCACACUUUCAGAAAAUGUAACUCCACCCCCUAGUCAAGAUUUGAAAAAUGCCAUGAAAGUGAUUGUUCAGUGAUUGUUAAAGUAGAAACUUUACCAACUUUACAUGGGAGAGCCAUCUGCUGACCAGAAACAGAUUUGUGGAGCAAGUAGGUGCCCUAGGGGGCGCUCUUUUACCUGCUUAACAGCUGUUGGCUAUUUUCUGUGCCGAUAGCUAAUGUAAAGGCUAACAGUUAUCUUUUUCAGUUCACUGACUGACAAUAAAUAAAUAAAAAAAAACACAAGAAGAAAAAAAACAAAGUUUGCUUUAUUGUUGGCAUCAUGGUGGAGCCUGGAAGUAAAAGUCAGAGAAUAAUGUCUUUGGAGGUAAAGUAAAGAGCUAAAACCUGAGUGGACAUCCCCACAGCAUACACUCAUCUGAGGAAGCUAAAGGAGGCAAUAAAAUCACCGACCUAGCUUUGCUUCUACUCGACUUGUAAGUUAUCUUUUUUUAGUCCUACAGUGUGGAUCUUUUUUAUUAAUGGAUUAUUUAAUAUCAGAUGGCUCAUGUUAAUGAUAGCUCAUUGUUAGUGCUAGCUGCUGCAAGGUUUUUUAUGACAUGGGAUGGAGAAGCUAGAUACUGUUUAGUGUUACUUCAAAGACCAAGUUCGCCGAGAAACAUCUACCCCUAUUUCCUGCAUUAGCCACUGAUAGAAAAUCCUGUAGACAAGGUAACUCUUGGAUUAGAAAAGCCAGUGACAGUUGCACGCCACAUUGUCAAAUUAGCAUUCAUGGACUCACUCAUCUUGGCUCCCAGCAGGGAAGGCUGGUGUUGAUUUAGCGUCCAGGAGAGAGAGAGAGCGAGAGAGAGAGCAAAGCACGCCUUGGCUAGUAGAAGCUAACCGUUAGCAUUAGCAACUCCACAACAUAGCAGAACUACUUCAGCCGUGCCUUAUUAGUGGAGAUAAAACAUCCACUUUGCAAAACAAACAAAGAGAGUGUAGAGUUGCAUUGCUUUUACCCAAUCAGAGGUGAGUCCAAAAAUCAGGAAAGACUCUAAAACCUGUCGUCUGAAGCUCUAUUUGGCUCUGGCUCAUUUUCAGCUCCUGUAACAGAAGCAUAUGAGCUUGAUUAAAAAGGCAUUCAUUUAUAGAGACCUGUGCAAAUGUGUUGAAAAGCAAAAACGAGUGAACUUGGUCUUUAAAACACUGAAUUGGUAGUUUAAGAAUAAAUGUUUAUUUAUGAAACAAUUUUUCAACCGAAUGGAAAAUCUUGGAUCAAUAAAUGAGCAAACAUUAAAGAUAAUCUGCAUCGAUAUUAUAAUACAUGAACUGGAAUGAAGUGAAAUAAUUUACGGAAACCAGUGAAAGGUUCCUUUCAGAAUGAGGAACUGAGAAAACCGGGACUAAAACUUCUACUGGGUUUAUUAUCCUCCCUGAACUGCCUACGAGUUCUCCGACAGAAGCUUGAGGAAAGUUGAAGUCCAGCCAGUAAAAACUACUUUGCUCUUGUACUUGGUUUUAACAAGCAAGAGAUGAACGCCGCUGAAAUAAACUCAAAGCUGAUAACUUGAUGCAAGGUCCGUUAUAACCAGUGGUUGAAGCGCUUUCAAAAGUGGAAACUUGUUUAACUUUAUAGGGAGAGGACUGAUUUUUACGAACACCAAAUCCAAAGAUGUUAUAGCGAAGCUUCCUGUUUUCUAAGAGAGCUCAACAACUAAGGCCAAACACAACAAACUAUUACACAACUCUAAACCUCCAUCAUGCUCCCAGAGCUCUGCACAGACUUUUUGUGUUGAGAGGUGGGGAGUGGAUCCACCUGUGAGUGUUUGAGGGAAGGUUCAGACAUCUGUGUUAAAGGGGAGUCUUUUUAAUUUUAUAUGAAGACAUGUAUUUUACAGACUCCAUCCUCAAUUGUCCCCUUUAUACCACAUGUCAACAUGUCAUUAAAUCAACUAUGGUGGCCGGUAUAAUUGUGCAAAGCCUGAAGGAAAUGAUGUUAAUGAGGAACAGAAUAAACACUUGUACUCUGUUAAAAGUGGUCACGCAACAAUAACAAUAAAAUCAUAAGAACACUUGAUUAAAUACUUUAAAACACAUGAAGCUUAUGGGUCAAUAUUACAAUAACAUUAAAGUGCUGAACUCUUGUUUAACCAAUAGAUUUGCAGUGGUCUCUUUCCUGAUAUUUGGAUAUCUCACCUCUGAUUGGCUAACAGCAAUGCAACUCACUGACUCAGUUUACUUUGCAAUGUAAAAUAUCACAAAUAUCACAAGCCUGGAUGUGUUGCCUUGUAAGUCGUCCUCUGGAGAAAAAAAGCUCAGGUGCACCCGUUUCAGCACAGCGAAGUCAGUUGGAGGAGAAAGUGACAGCAGACAGCAAGAUUCGGAGUCUUAUUUCCUGCUAUUUGGAGUCCUUACCUCAGAUUGGCUAACAGCAACGUAACUCUACUACUCAUCCGUUUGUACUAAUAUUUUAUCUUUACAAAUAACACAAGCCCGGAGGAGUUCUUCUGUGUGGUGGAGUUGCUAAUGCUAACAGUUAGUUUCUACUAGCCAUGAUGUACUUUGCUGUUUCCUGCACGCUAAAACAACAUUAAACGAACCAGUGCUCUUCCUGAGGAGUACAACUAACGUGUGAGCUUAUGAGACAUAAAAUCAAAUAUUGAAACUUGGAUCUUAACAAUUUGUUUUGUAACACUAAACUCACCCUCCUGUAAGGGAAGUUAAAAUGGAAAAAUGAAAUGCAUGUAUUUAUUUAUUCACCCAAAAGAAAACUUUGUAGACAGAUUCUGCAUUUUUGUAAUAAAAACAACAAAAACAAAACUUGUGGCACAUCUGGUUUUUUCUUAGAAAACCCUUUGAAAAAGAACAUUAAAGGCAAAUUUAACAGAAAAAAAUGUUUUUUACUUGUUUUUCAUAUAAGAUCAUUCACUCUUCCGUCUUCAAAUGGUGCAAAAUGCAGCAGCACGCCUAAUGACGGGUUCGAGAAAGAGGGAGCACAUCACCCCAAUUUUAGCUUCGCUGCAUUGGCUGCCUGUGGUUUAUAGGGUCCAGUACAAGGUUCUUUUAUUGGCUUUUAGAGCUGUACAUGGCCUUGCUCCGCAGUAUCUGUGUGAGCUUUUAGAUACUUUCUCCCCGUCUCGGUCACUGAGGUCAGCCGACCAGUUUCUCCUGGAGGUGCCGAGAACAAAGAGAAAGCUCAGGGGUGAUAGAGCUUUCUCAGUAGCAGCUCCAAGUUUGUGGAAUGCACUCCCGAUUCAGAUUAGGAUGGUUUCGUCACUGUCGGGUUUUAAAUCACUCUUAAAGACUCAUCUGUUCUCAGUUGCUUUUAAUUCAGUUUGAGAAUGCAUCUGUUUUUAGUAGCUUUUAUGUCAAUUUGAUAUGUUUGUUUUAUCAUGUUUUUACCUUGUGAUGAACUUUUUAUCUUGUUUUUAGAAUUUUUAGGGAACUUCUGUUCUUUUUGUCUUGUUAAGCACUUUGGUCAGCUUUUAUGCUGUUAUAAAGUGCUAUAUAAAUAAAGUUGACUUGACU